Dermacentor andersoni is the source of this 530-nucleotide messenger RNA. RefSeq lists its product as uncharacterized. NCBI's taxonomy places the organism in Eukaryota, Metazoa, Arthropoda, Arachnida, Ixodida, Ixodidae. The record is from RefSeq and is a predicted model, not a curated record.
AUGUAUAAUUCAUUGACGCGUCAUCGACCAUCUGCGCAGGACCAGUGUUUCUCCGCGUUCUCAACGAUGCUUGCGCGCCUGGUACCCGUCGUGCUGGUGACCUUAGCUGCCGGGGCAGGUCUCACUGAGGCAUACUACGCGCCCACCAAAAAGUUCGAGGUACCCGAGUCCGCCUACCAGCAGUACGUGCAUCUAGCAGUAGAACUGGCGCGCUUCAAGUCACAGGGCCGGCGACCGGCCUUGUACCUGCUGGGCCCGAGGAGAGUUUAUUGGCCGAAAGGAAAAAAUAACAUAGUCGUGCUCACCAUUGACGUCACCGACUCGACCUGCAACAGGUGGCCAAGGGAUCCACGGAACUUCCACUGUAAGCCAAGGGUACCCUCGCCCGUAUAUUACUGCAAAGGCAGAAUACUGGUGAGAAAAGGAGUGGAGUUCAUCAAACUUUUGUGGACAAAGUGCUGGAGAAGCACCUGUAGGAAACGUGACUACGUCGGCUACGCCUUUUGAAAGUAAAGAUAAUAUAUUGUGUA